Messenger RNA from Topomyia yanbarensis, 3661 nucleotides. RefSeq lists its product as uncharacterized. The record is from RefSeq and is a predicted model, not a curated record. The coding region runs from base 554 to 3661 and encodes 1035 amino acids. The transcript is spliced from 3 exons. Lineage: Eukaryota; Metazoa; Arthropoda; Insecta; Diptera; Culicidae.
CGACCGUACUCGGCCUACAUGCGCACCUUCCAUUCCAACACAUUGGUCCUCGCACACCAACUCAGCCAACAAUGAAGCAUACCUGGAGGUAACAGGUAUAAACACACUGUGAAACGUCAUCGCAGUGAGUAAGCAAUUAUCACAAUUUGAUCGCGUAAACAAGUGUAUUGAACCUCCCAGAAAACUGAUUCUAAACUACCCUAAUCUAGUGCUACUUAAUUGCCUUAAAUCUAACUUAGUCUAAUGUAGUCUAGUGCCUAGAAACUACCGUAUAACUACAACUAAAGUCGGAUAGCGAUAGCAGUUACCCACUAGCGGGAAUCCGUGGUUUAUAUUUUGCUAAAAUUCGACCUAAAUCGCACCAGAAUUUCCGUAUCGUAACCAGAUAAACGAAAUACAGUAGGCACUAAACGAAAAUUAUAAUCUCCCGUUACGAAACCCGAGUGUUUUAUUGGAGAUUACAAUUGCGGAAAUACCCUGCUGUUACUCCGUUGGCCAAAGUCAACAUAUUAUAAUUUUCGUUUAUACGAAUAUCUACGAUUAAUUCUCCGGUAUGUCGAACCGAAAUAGAGCGAAACAGAGUGGAAAAAGCACUUCAGAGGGUGCCAAAGAUAAUGCUACUGCGGCAUGGCCAAAACCGGUAGGAAGGGGUGUGUCGGACAGUGGAAAAGUGUGUGGUAGUGGUAAAAUUGGACAGGUGAUCUCAAAAGUUCCAAGGGGUAAGCAGUUCGAUGAUACUGUACCCGGCUGGGCGUGUAAAAUCUGCCAGGGAGCGGAUACCGAAGAUAUGGUACAAUGCGAUGUUUGCGAUAAGUGGCAUCAUUAUGAGUGUGUUGGAGUAGCAGACGAUAUUGCGAACGUCAGCUGGAGAUGUCCCAACUGCGUAGCUGAAAGGGAGUACCAGCGUAAACUGCAGCAGAUCCCAAAAUAUGCAGGUGGUCAAGACAAAUCGUCUAAACAAAAUCAAACCGGUGGUGAUUCGGUUAUUCCUGCGGUCCCGAUUAAUGCGCCGCUUGGAUUACCCAUCGCAGUAGGUGUGGCGGGCCCUUCGAUUUCGUCUGGACGAAAUCCAAUAGUUUCCAAAAUGGUUGCGGCUUUGGAGGUCAAGCAGUUUAAACACAGUCAAUCUAUUACGUUGCCGGUGCAUCCCAAUCCGGACACGAAGGCGACUAUAUUAGCGAAUAGAGCAAGGUCAGCAAAUUCACAAUCGUGCUCGAUAAAGUCGCUUUUGAAGCUAGAACUUCAAAAAUUAGAAGAGGAGCGGGCUUUCGAACAACAGGAGGCGGAGAGACGUAGAAUUCUGGAGCAGGAGGAAGCAAAAAGACGACGAGAUUUCGAGCUGCGUGAAGCGGAGAAGUAUCGUGAAUACAUCAAGAAGAAAUAUGCUCUACUUGAAGAAAUGUCGAACCGGUCUGAUUCAAGUCGCAGCGAGGCGGCGAGCAGAGUUAAUGAUUGGGUAAGCAGCGUAAAUAUUAUGCAACAAAGAGGGCGGAAAGUUACUCAGACCGCUCGCGGCUUCAAUCCACACCAACAUUCUAGUCAGCAUCAAUUCUCGUUUCCGGACCAUGAUGAUAUUCCUCGAAGUAAUUCACCAGCCGUAGGUUCCAUUAUUGGAAGCGCAUGUAAUGUUCAAGGAGAAUCGAUGAUAGCUGCAGACCGAACCCGUUCUCAUUCCAACGUCACGAUCCAUGGUAACGAAUGCCGGAUUGCACAUUCCGGACGAAUGACGCAACGAGCUAGUCAACUGCCAAUACGUGAAGAAGAGGAACCGGAUCCUUGUCAUCUCAGCAAGAAGCAAUUAGCCGCACGUCAAGCAGUUUCCAAGGACCUGCCCUACUUUUCCGGCAAACCAGACGAGUGGCCUAUUUUUAUUUCGGUCUACAAUAGCACCACGGCUAUGUGUGGAUUCUCUGACGAAGAGAACAUCAUCCGUCUUCAAAAGUGUCUGAAGGGGAAGGCUUACGAAGCUGUACAAAGUCGACUGCUGUAUCCGUCGAAUGCUCCGGGUGUAAUUGCAACAUUGCGGAUGCUUUAUGGACAACCAGAAGCUAUUGUCCACUCAUUGAUAGGGAAAAUCAAUGCGCUUCCCCCACUGCGGGAAGACAAACUGGAAACCAUCGUAGAUUUCGCGGUGAACGUACAGAAUUUCUGUGCUACAGUCGACGCUUGCGGCAUUGCAGACUAUAUGUACAACAUCUCUCUUCUACACCAGCUCGUCAGUAAGCUUCCUCCUACUAUCAAGUUGGAUUGGGCACGGUAUCGACAGACCCUUUCUGUCAUUAACCUAUCCACAUUCGGAGAAUGGAUAUACUCUUUGGCUGAGGCAGCAAGCGCUAUUAUUAUUCCACCAGUGAUGGUGGAGACCAAAUCAGCACGCUACGAGGCGAAAGGGACCAAGAAGGAAAAUGCCUUCCUUUAUGCACACUCCGAAACAUCAUACCCACCCCCUUCACCAUCGAUCGCGCCACAGAGUGGUGUUAGGGAAGAAAAGUUAAAAGAAUGGGUUGAUGACAGCUGCGCAAUCUGCAAAGGCAAUUGUAAAGCAAUCGCUAAAUGCAUGCGUUUCCAGGAGCUGUCCAGGGAUUCGCGGUGGGCCGCUGUGCGGGAAUUCAACUUAUGCCGGCGAUGUCUCCACAAGCAUAGCGCUAACAGUUGUUAUGCUAAGUUGUGUGGAAUAAACGGAUGUACAAGAAUGCACCAUGAACUGCUGCACAACGAUCGAAAGGACGAUUUCAUAGUGACACACUCAGAUAAAACAACACCGUCUCCGCAGAUACAGAAUGAAGAGCACACUCAAGGGUUCAAUUUACACCAUUCUAAUUCAAGCGCUGUGUUGUUCCGUUACAUACCGGUUGUUCUACACGGAAAACACCGUUCCGUACAAACGUACGCAUUCUUCGAUGAGGGGUCAGAGUUGACACUACUCAUGUUGGAAGGAACAAUGCAACCGUUAUGCCUCAAAUGGACUGGGGGUACACUGCGCAACGAGAUGAAGUCCGAAGUCGUCAGCCUGGAGGUGUCGGGAAUGGAGAACAAUGCCAAGAAGUUCAACCUCGACGCUGUACGAACCGUUGAAAGUCUACUUCUACCGCGUCAAACAGUCGACAUGGAGAAGUUGGUGCAGCUAUAUCCUCAUCUACGCAGAUUACCUAUCGAAUCAUACCACGAAGCUAGACCACGCAUUCUGAUCGGUAUGAAGCACGUAGGAGUAAGUGUCGCCCUGAAGACUAAAUUAGGGGGUUACGAUGAACCGGUCGCAGUAAAGACUCGAUUGGGGUGGACCUUAUGUGGCGGAUAUAAGAAGAAUGAAUCCGUCUCCACAGGACAUUGUGCAUUUCACGUAUGCGCAGAAACAGAGCACUCCGACAAGAACCUACAUAAAACCGUGAAUACUCAUCGCACGCAGGAUAGUCUAAGCAUAGAAAAAUUCGAUAACAUCCUUAUAUCUUCCGAUGUUCAUGGCGCAGAGAACUCAGACCUAAAAGUAAAACACCAUGAAACCCAUCUGUCUGUGCGUUGCGACGAUGUACUUCUACCAGACUGUGGUGAAUUGACUCUUCGUCGACACCAAAACCGAUCGUCGACAGCACAAAAAGGUGCCAGCAUGUACGAGCGACCUACUUCAAAGCUGGUGAUGUUGGACGUUUGGCGCGAUAAAUAG